GGGCGAAGAUAAGGGGGAGGCAGGAGCCACGGCCCCUCAAAAGUUUUUAUUACCUUAUGAUAUGGUGAUGAAUCUCACGUAAUUACAACCUUUGGCCUCUUCUUUUCAUUUUCAUAUCCGGUCUUCGCUCUGACAAAGCACUAUUGGCUCUUGCUCCCCAUUCAAAAGAUGAAGGAAUUGACCAUUCCUUGGUUCCUGGCAAGUUCUUGAGGCUAUAUUAUCUUUGUGUUGUAUAUAGAUAUAUAGCAAAGCUAAAUCUGCAUCUUAUUGCUCUUCCCAAUUAAGUUUCUUAAUUCUUAUCCUACUUUCGAAUUAAUUUCUUCGAAGAAAUCAUGGAAGAAAUCCGUGAUGUUCAAUUAGAUCAAAGCAAAGCCGAGGAUGGAUAUUCCAAUCUGUCUCUUCGGCUACUUGAUCUCUCAGAUAUAGAUGAUUUCAUGGUAUGGGCUACUGAUGAGAAAGUGGUUCAUUUCUGCUCCUGGGAACCUUUCGUCAACAAAGAGGAUGGCUUGAACUACAUCAAAAACACAGUUCUACCUCACCCUUGGUUCAGAGCAAUAUGCCUUGACAACAGACCAAUUGGUGCUAUUUCCGUCACAGCAAAUUCAGGGAAUGAUAAAUGCAGGGGUGAACUUGGGUAUGUUUUGGCAUCCAACUACUGGGGCAAAGGGAUCGCAACAAGAGCUGUGAAAAUGGUGGCCAAGACCAUAUUUGUUGAACGGCCUCAUUUGGAGAGACUUGAAGCUCUGGUUGAUGUGGAAAAUGUGGGGUCUCAAAGGGUGCUGGAAAAGGCUGGGUUUCAGAGGGAAGGUGUUUUAAGGAAGUACAUCAUUCUAAAGGGAAGGUCUAGAGACAUGGUUAUAUUCAGUCUUCUCUCUACUGAUCGUCAAAUUUGACGAUUAUUUGUAAAAAUUCAAACGUUUUGUUGAAUUGUUUCUUGAUUAUAUGUUGUAUGUAAAUUAUAGGCUUCUGGUAAAUAGGCUUACCUAAUGCCAAUGGCUAUGGCAAGUGGUUAAAUUUAAGUUCUUCAAUCUUUUUUAAGGGUUUUAACAAUCAUAUUUACAUUCAAUGUAAUUGGAUAUCAAAAUUUCACAAUGAUCUGAUAUCUUUUUGGGGGUCAAA
Messenger RNA from Durio zibethinus, 1119 nucleotides. The record is from RefSeq and is a predicted model, not a curated record. NCBI's taxonomy places the organism in Eukaryota, Viridiplantae, Streptophyta, Magnoliopsida, Malvales, Malvaceae.